CGCGUGCGUAUCAUAGAACCAUGCUUCGAUACACCAAUUUUUCAACAGUAGCACUGUCCAGCACUAAUAAGCGGUAUUGAAUGUGCAUCAGAGUAGGAUAGUGGGAUAAAUUAAUUUUAUUGACAAUAUUAGUACGUGUUACGAGUGCAUCCGAACAAUUGUUCUUAGGAUUUUUUAAAUUAUGGCUGGCAUUGUACCAUUAUCUGGCCGAUCUGGUAGAAAACAAUGGACACUACAUGAUGGACCAGGAGGAUCUCUCAGAAGACUACGAUCUCAACUGGCCGAGGACGGUUGCCCAGAAUCUCAAGUAGUGUUAGCUAAGCAACUUCUGGAUGAAAGAUGUGAUCUCGACGUGGAUAAGGAAGAAAAUGCAAAAUUAGGUGUAUAUUGGCUUACAAAAGCUUCGGAGCAGGGUAACUUGGAAGCAACAGAUAUUCUUAAGAAAUGCUUGGCAACUGGUCGUGGUAUUACAGAACACAAUUAUUACGAUGUAAAAAGUUGUCUAGACAUGUCUCAAGAUGAAAAGUUGGCCAGAAAAGCAGCAAGAGAAAUGUUUACUAGUCUCUCUAAUGGCGAAGAUUUUAUUACAACGGAGCAGCUACAAAGACGUAUGAAAAAUUUAACAUCACAUUCGUCUAACAAUGCGAGUUGUUCUCACUCGAAUAACGUCUUGCGUAACAAUCCACACAAAAACAUAAACGAUAUUUCAACCAACAACUUUCCAAAAAACGGGCUUCCCGAAGACUCGACAUCCAAGAAAGACGAAGAAAAAGAAAACAAUGGCCAUGAUUGGGUGCAGUACCAGGGAGAAAAAAUUUCAGAAGCAGCCUUGGUUUCUGCCGCUGCCAGUUACGCUCGCGGGAUGCUUCCAAUAGUUUCGCACGCUUUAUGUAUGGUAGAUUCGUCUCAAAUGGCAUUGGACACUGUACCAUUGUUGCAGAGGCCUCUCAUUCACCCGUUCGCAUCUUUGAAACGUCUUUACAUUUGGUUGAUAGAAACGUUAGGUCAGAGGGGAAUGUCAAUUAAAAAAGUUCUUUUCACAUCGAAUAUACAUAUAUUAUUAUUACUUCUACUGUAUUCGUUAUUCGGUACAGAAAACGUCAUACUUUUCGUACCUAUGGCUCUAUACUAUUUGUCUUUCGUCAUGAUGGUUAUCUCUACUUUUCAAAUGUUACAACGAAAGCGCGAGUUCAAUAAUUUCCGCGUCUGGUCGGGAUUGUUUCUCAGUUAUUCGGGUGGUAAUUUAAAUCCCGAAGAAGCAGAGUACCAAUAUUGUUGCAAUAAUCUUAAACCUUAUGGUCACUUCUUUCUCGCCUUGCUUUUAAAUCUAAUAACCUAUCCGAUCAUAGCUCAUCAAUGGACACCUCAAUCAGAGUUUACCAUUAUAGCGGUCGCUUUAAUGCUAGUGACACUCUUGAAUUUUAUGUGGAAAGAUUCGUCCAGAUUUCCAGACUUGUUAGCUCUCUUUAGUUUUGGCGUGCACGUCCUCGCCAAAUACCCGUACGAAACGGAUAUCGUGGUCGCCCAAGGAUGGAGAUUUUUAGACAUAAGAGUACCAACGUUUGCUUCGUAUGUUGUUGGCAACGGGAUUGAAUUUUGUUUGAAUUUUCGUGCGGUUUUUUAUCUUUUAAUUCCAGCUGUUUUCGCGAAAAUGGCUGCUCAAGAUAAUUGGCGAGGAACUUACCAAACCCUAAUACCUCAUUGCGUUACUCUGAGUUGGUGGCAAAUAGCGAUCUUCAGUUCGCAAGGUGCUACUUGGUAUGGUUUGAUUAGGGGUGCUCUCGCGUUAGUUGGUAUGGUUCUCUUUCUGCCACUCGCAGGAUUGGCAUCUAUUAUUUUGCCAAUCGUGGCUGCUGCUAAAUAUUUAUCGGAAAGCGAUCUCGCAAUGAGAAUAGUUGUAACAGCUUUACUUGGAGGAACACCGUUUCUCGCCUCCUGGUAUUUAAGAAGAACUAGAACUCCAAGAUUCAAUUGGAUUAUCACUGUUAUCCAACUGUUUAUGGGUAUCGGUGCUGGUAUGUUUUUGUCCUGGCCAAUGAUCAUGGAAUACAAACAACAAUCCAACUCUUAUGAAGUUAUAUCUACGCUCUCGUGGGAACAAUAUCAAAAUCAUUGCCACCAACCAGCGUGGGAAGAAUUAUCGUCCAAGGCGCAAGUUCAGGUUCAGUGCGCCGAUUUGGAAGGAAUAUUGGUUUCAUGGGAAGGUUACGUGACGAAUAUUAAACUAAGAUCAAUAAAGAACAACGUCGCGGCGAUAUUUGAUAAACUACCCGACAGUAUUAGAAAUAUCAUUAGUUGUAUGUACGGUGAACCGUAUUUGAAUAAUUGCGAUGGAGUGGACCAAUCGCGACAGAAGAAUUGCAAGCAUUUCGCGAAUAUUCAGAAACGGAAGAACAGAUGCCAUUUUCCCGCUUGGAACCACUAUGAAUUUGAAAUUUCAGUUAAAAUGAAAAGCGGCAUGUGGGGAAAUAACGCGGAAGUUUUGCUCGUAACGGAUCACUCUUUCACUAAUUUUAGUUUGAACAUGUAUCCAGGAGAUAAAAUUUGGUUUACAGGGACGCUUUUGAAUAAUGGUUUAGAGGAGGAGUCUUUACUCGGUGGUUCCGAACCACAGAUUGAAUUAGAAGAGAUCGGUUGCAUCGCUUGUCAUUCUAUUCAAUUAAAAUCUUUCAGACGAUAUAAAUAUCACGUAUCGUUAAGUUCGAUUUUAAGCGAUCUUUGUUUAGGUAUAAAGACUGUUUUGAACUUUUUGUUGAAUCCUAUCGUGAUGUUCAAGUAAUCACGUCUUCAUCAAGCAAUCUAUAAGAUUGCGAUGAAUCGUAACGCUCCUUAAAAUGUUGAGAUAAAGUUGUUUUCAUCGAGACAAAUUUCGAUGAUAUCUCGAAUUUUAUUUCGACCUACUUGAAACUAUUCGGAGUAUAUCUGUCGCAAGAUAUCGUGUAAUAGACUUUAUAAUAAAAGAGGGGAAUACAAAUAGAUAUAGAGAAAACUAACGAGUAUGAUACAUUAAAGAAAAAAAUCAAGUUACAAAAAUGGUAUUAUAAUUUUUUUUUUUAUAGUGUAUUUAUUAGUCGAUUCAUUUUGAUUAAAUUAGAAUUUAUUCUUGUUCGUAUACUGAAGUAGAUACUUCUAAAGAAAUACUUUUUUAAUUAAUGUACACGUGAACAUAAGUCUAUAUAGAAAAAUACAAGCAUAUUUUGAUGUUACCAACGCCUCAGGCAUUAGAAUUUCAGCAAAAACUCAUGAAAUAUCUAUGUCAAAGAGUACACUUAUAUAUAUAUAUGUAUAUUUUAAGAUCGACAUAUUUUCAUAAGUAUUACUGCCAGCGAUAGAGACAAAUGCGCUUAAUAUUUUUCUAUUCCGUUUUUGGAAAAUCAAAGGGGAUGGUACCUCUUUAACCUUAUUUUAACACAACAGUAAAAUAUUACACGUUUUUCGUAAUGUUAAAUUUUAACGAAAAAUAUCAUUUGCAUCUAAACAACAAAGUUGAUUCACGUUUAAAAAUAAUCUAUCUACAACGAAUGUGAUGCGAGUACCUACAUCAUCGAUGUUUACUUUCUUUAGACCUUAACGUUGCAUCUUUGAAACAUUCGAAUAUUUCGAAUAGAUUUAUGAAACUCAACGGUGUUACGAAACUGUAAUUUAGCCGUUGAAAUAUCUUUACUCUUGUAAAUGUCAUGAAUGUUACAUGUAAUUGAAGUAGUAAAGAUAUAUGUACACGUAUAAUGUGUAGGAGUUAAAGGUUAUUGUUAAAUCGAUGUUAAGUGUCUAGACUUUGAAAAGAAAUAAUUAAAAAAAGUCCUAUAACUGUCUAGAAUGAUGGAGUCAGUUAUACCGUAUGUCAUAUCAGGACAAUAGUAAAAGAAGUAUAGCUGAGAUAAAAGACAAAUAUAGAUGUGCCUUGAUGUUUUUUGUUUGAAUAAAUAAUUUUAUUAUUUAUAAUAAAAUAUAUGUUAAAAAGUAAAAUUACUGUUACACUAAAUAUUUAGCUAAAAAUAUUAUCUUAUGAAUUUAUAGGUGAUUUAAUUUUUCUACUUUUUUUUACUAAGAAAAAAAAUGUUUCUUGGAAAAAAAUUAAUUUCCUCGACACAAUUUAAAACAUAUUUAUUUUAUAUUUGGCAACAAAUGACGUACAUUAUUUCUGCAAGUGAUAUUAUUAUUAUUUUUUUUUUUUUACAAGACAAUUGUUUACUCGGAGAUUUUGGUUUCCUUUAUCUUAGUUUUUGUAUAUAAAAAAAAUUACAUAGUACGAAAUCACUCUACAACUAUUCCAUGUUGAUGAUGUUUUGUUUGUUUAUGUACAAAUAUAAAAUCUACAUCAAUAAAGUCUUUUCGACCAUA
Molecule: messenger RNA, 4341 nt
Organism: Hylaeus anthracinus
Lineage: Eukaryota; Metazoa; Arthropoda; Insecta; Hymenoptera; Colletidae
Gene: wfs1
Product: wolframin
Exons: 6
Coding region: 182-2779 (865 amino acids)
Biological process (GO): calcium ion homeostasis; endoplasmic reticulum unfolded protein response
Cellular component (GO): endoplasmic reticulum membrane
Molecular function (GO): protein binding
Source: RefSeq, a predicted model, not a curated record